GGUCCGCGCGCGAGGGGCCGGGCCGCGAGAGCAGAGCCGAGCGCUGCGUGAGUUUGUAAUGUCCGCCAUGUUGGCCAUGGCGUGUUGAACCGGGGAGAGCAGCGGAGCCUGGGAAAAAAACACACCGACAGAGAGCGACCGAGACCCGGCCUGCGCGGCUCUGUGCGCCGCUACGGACCCGAGCCUUCCGCGAACAGCCCGGCCGACUCCCCGAGACUGCACAGACUCAUCCAUGAGCACUAGAAGCAGCACUGCCGUUGUUCUUAGCAGACCGAGUAGAUUUAUGCUGCGGAUUUAAAAUAAAAAUGAGUAAAUUGUCGUUUCGGGCGCGGGCUCUGGAUGCUAGUAAGCCUCUACCCGUCUUCCGCUGCGAGGAUUUGCCAGACCUGCACGAAUAUGCCUCCAUCAACCGGGCAGUGCCGCAGAUGCCCACCGGGAUGGAGAAGGAGGAGGAAUCGGAGCACCACCUGCAGAGGGCGAUCUCGGCGCAGCAGGUCUGGGGAGAGAAGAGGGACAACAUGGUGAUCCCGGUCCCAGAGGCCGAGUGCAACAUCCCCCACUACGAGUCCCUGUACCCCGGGGAGUUCAAGAUGCCAAAGCAGCUCAUACACAUACAGCCUUUCAGUCUGGACACGGAGCAGCCGGACUAUGACCUGGACUCUGAUGACGACCUGUUUGUGAAGAAGCUGAAGAAGAAGAUGGAGAUCACAGAGCUGCAGUUCGAGGAGAUGAUCGACCGCCUGGAGAAGGGCAGCGGGCAGCAGCUGGUGAGUCUGCAGGAGGCCAAGCUGCUGCUGAAGGAGGACGACGAGCUGAUAAAGGAGGUGUUUGAAUACUGGAGCCACAAAAGGAAAAACAGUAAAAGUGGAACGCUGAUCCCGGCCGUGAAACAGGAGAAGCGGGACAGCUCCAGCACCAGCGAUCCCUACGUGGCCUUCAGACGCCGGACGGAGAAGAUGCAGACCCGGAAGAACCGUAAGAACGACGAGGCGUCUUAUGAGAAGAUGCUGAAGCUGCGGCGGGACCUGAGCCGAGCGGUCACCAUUUUGGAGAUGAUCAAACGGAGAGAGAAGAGCAAGAGGGAGCUCCUGCACCUCACGCUGGAGAUCGUGGAGAAGAGAAACGCGAUGCCGGACCUGGGCGCGGAGGUGAUGGCCGAGGCGUUGGCGCAGAGAGCUUUGGUCAAACCGGUCUACACCAUCCCUCUGCUGCCUCUGUCCAACAGCCAGUACAGACACCCGGACAUGAUGGAGCUCAAGGACUACAAGAAGCCCGAGAAAACGGAGCCAGUUCGAACAAAGAGGAAAUACGAGAAGAAGCAGAAGAUCGCCGUGUCUGCGGCGCAUCACCCCGGCCCCGCCUUCUUCAGCCCCAAAGACCUCAACCAGUACGACUUCCCCAGCUCCGACGAGGACUACUCACAGAUCGUCUCCGGCUCGUCAGAUGCAGAGGAGGAGACGGAUCCAGAUGGCAGCUUCGCGUUCAGGAGGAAAGCAGGAUGUCACUACUACGCCUCUCGCCCGGAGCAGACCGGGAACUGGCCCUGGAUGAGCCCGGCUGAAGGAGGACUGGGAGAUCCUCGUUUCCGAUUCUGUCUGACGUCCCUGAACACACCGCGGAGAUGUGUGGGUUUGGCCAGACGGCGAGUGGGCAGAGGCGGAAGGAUCUUGUUGGACCGGGCGCACUCAGACCUGGAUCCCGGCCUGGACGUGGACCUGGACUCGGACUCGGUCUCGGUCUCUCCUCUGGACUCUCCUCUUCACAGACGCAGUACCUCAGACAACCACACUUCGGACCUCAGCUCUCCCCUCGUCCCUCCCUCCUCCAAGACCCCCGUGGACCUCUCCCAGAUCCUUUUGAACAUUAAGUCCUGCCGCUGGAGGCACUUCAGACCACGGACAGUUUCCCAGCACGCACAGGGGUCGGGCGGCCUGUGUCGCGGUGGAUUUAGGGAUUUAAGCCGGACUGUAUCUGGACUAACGCGGACUCUAUCGGCGCAGACCAGGACCGGACCGGGCCAGGUUCCAGUAAAUGUGUUCACCGUCGAGCAGUACCAGCAGCACCAGGAGCAGCUGGCCCUCAUGCAGAGACAGCAGCUGGAGCAGAGCCAACUACAACAACAACAACAACAACAACAAACUACAGCGACGACAGCCCCCCAGCCCACCAAAACACAGACUAAUUCGUCUAAGACCCUGGACCAGGCGUCUGCUCAGUUCGCGGCCUCGGCUCUGGUGAUGUCCGAGCAGCUCCGGACCUACAAGUCCAAAGACGAGAUCCUGCUCAACACCGGAGUCAACGGAGUGCUCGCCAACGCUGGUGUAUUCAAAGGCCUGCACCUCUCCAGCGCCCCCUCUGGCCCCCAGCCCUUCCUGCAGCCCAACCCCUCCAGCCCGUCCCAGCCCCCCUCCGCCCCCCACCCCACGGCGGCGGCGGCCCUGGGUCUCCUCGGCAACGCGGCGCCCUCCACCACUCAGGUCCUGAUCGGGAACAACCUGUGUCUGAGCGUCCCCACCUCCCGCCACCUGCCCCGCGCCCUGGCCACCGUGCCCGCCUCCGCCUUAAAGCUCUCCUCCAACGCCAACCUGCCCAGCCUGCCCAGCCUGCCCAAAGUGUCCAGCUCCCAGAGUAUGGACAUGGCUGCAAGGUGAGCCAGCAGCGGCACAUGGAAAACCACGAGGAGGAGAAAGCGUCUCUGAACAGUUUAUCAGAAAACACAGUGGCCAUGGAGGUGACGUAGCAUCAGGAGCCCUCACCCGCGCCGCGCUUUUUAAUCUCAUUUUGUUACUGUUAAUGAAAAAAGAGAAAAAAUCCAAGUGUAAAGUAUGAAUAUGGCUAAAUUAGUAUGUGUACAUUAACAUAUUUGUAAUAACCCUGUAUAUAUGACUUGAAUACGAACUGUCCAUUUGUGAUGUUUUGCACUUGGGAGUCGAACUAAAUGAAAAAAGCCAAGUAGAUGGAGGAGAGUCUGGCCGUGUCCGAGUGUCCGCCCGAAUGUAGUGAGCUGCGUCUGAAUCGCACUAGAACUAUCAAAAAUAUUAAAAGAAAAAAUGAAAAACUUAUAAAUGCUAAAACUAUCAGAACUAGAUAUUUAUUGAAGCAAAAAAACAAGAAAAAAAUAUCACAAAACUGGAUAUAAAUUGUCCUUUCCUGAACAAUUUUCAUCUAGAACUAGUGUAAGACCAACAAAAGAUCAACAAAUACAAAAAAAAGCUGCUUAAAAUGAUCAAAAUCAAUAUCAAGCAUAGACUAUAUAUAAAUGGACGUAGGAAGUGAGCAUGGGCGCGCUUCCGGCUCCAUCGGCUCUGGCUCCAGUUCGCUUUGUAUUGAAAAAACGUCACCCCUCCUUUCUGUAACCGCUGCUGUCAAGCUCCUCAUUUUGGUCUUAAAAUGUUCAAAUAAACCCGCUCUACAUGAUCCUGGUGCUUUUAUUUCGCCGUUUUGUCCAUAAAUCAGUUCAAAUUUUUUACAUGUACUGUAUCUCCGCUCCAAAUACGCUCCUAUUAAAAAAAAAGUCAUUUUCUAGGCUUAGAAAAGUCAUCGAAUUUUGUAAAUGCAAUGAAAGUUUUGGAAAAUUUCAGUGCAUCUUUCACUUUCUGUUAAGUUAUUACGCUGUUGUUGUUAUUUGUUUAAAAGAGACGACAAUAAAUGCACUGACAGUAUUUUGAAUGUUAAAAAAAACUAUAAUCCCAAACCAUAAGGUGAGUGGAAAGAGUUAACAUUUCAUAUUUAUCCCUGAAAAUAUGAUAAAUUCUUAACAUGUAGGUGCUGUAAAGUCAUGAAAAAUUCACUUUAGGACAUGAAAAAGUCAUGGAAAAGUUUGGAAAUUUUGCUAAAAAAGAGUGGAACCCUGAAUUAACCCACUCUACUUGAUCCUGGUGUUUUUAUUUCACAAUUUUGUCCAUAAAUCAGUUCAAAUUCCUAAUACGUACUGUAUCUUCGCUCCAAAUAUGCCGUUAUAACUUCUAACCGGGUUCCCACAGUCAUCAAAAUCCUGGAAAAGUCAUGGAAUUUAGUAUCUCCUUCACGCAACUACAGCGUUCUUAUUGUGAUUAUUUAGGACCGUAUGCAAUUUUUGUUUAAAAGAGACGACAAUAAAUGCACUGACAGUAUUUUGAAUGUUAAAAAAAACUAUAAUCCCACAUAUAAACAUUUCAUAUUUAGCCCUAAAAUUAUGAUCAAAUCUACACGUCAUGGAAAAUUCACUUUAGGUCAUGAAAAAGGCAUGGUAAAGUUAUGAAAUUUUGUUAGUGAAAGAGUGGGAACUUUGAAUUAUCCCGCUCUGUGUGAUCCUGGUGCUUUUAUUUCACCGUUUUGUCCAUAAAUCAAUUCAAAUUCCUAAUACGUACUGUAUCUCCACUCCAAACUCUCACGGAAAUCCUGGAAAAGUCAUGAAAUUUAGUAUUUCUUUCACGACACUACAGAUACCAAACCAUAAAGUGAGUGGAAAGAGUCAACAUUUCAUAUUUCGCCCUAAAAAUCUGAUCAGUUCUACCCAAGUAGGACGGAAAAUUCACUUUGUCUUGAAAAAAAACAUCAAAAUCACUGAAAUUUUGUCAGUCUAAGAGUAGAAACCCUAAAUUAACCCGCUUUAUGUGAUCCUGGUGUUUUUAUUUCGCCAUUUUGUCCAUAAAUCAAUUCAAAUUCCUGAUAUGUACUGGAUCCCCGCUCUAAACACGCCGCUAUCCCACUAUCACGGAAAUCCUGGAAAAGUUAUGGAAUUUAGAAUCUUUUUACCGAAAAUUUACUUUGUCUUGAAAAAAAAUCAUCUAAAAGUUUUAAAAUUUUGUCAGUGAUAGAGUGGAAACCUUAAAUUAACCCACUCUACGUGAUCCUGCUCUUUUUAUUUUGCCGUUUUGUCCAUAAAUUAGUUCGCAAAACAAUUCCUAAUGCGUGUGUAUCUCUGCUCCAAAUUCGCUUCUAGGCACGGCAAGUUUAUUUGUAUUGCGCAAUUCGUGCACAAAGUAAUUCAAAGUGCUUUACAGAACAUUAAAAUCACAAUUAAAACAAAUCAAAACAUAAAUAAUCAUCAUAAAAUUAAAAAGAGAGAGAGUCAUUACACAUUCAACCCUCGAUGAGCUUCGUUUGACUGGAGCCGAACACUAUGAGCGACUUUAAACUCGAUUAGUCCACUUUUUUAUACGGUCUACGCCAUCAAAUCUGUUCCUCGGUAUCGAAAUGAAGUUAAAAUUAUGGUAUCGUGACAACACAAGUGUUUUGCGGGUUUAUGUCGUGACUGGGGGGGGGGGGGGUUCCGGGUCGGGGCAGACAUUCGGACACGGCCUUUAACAUCAUGUGCAUGGUGCGGAGCCUGCUGGUUUUAUCUAUUUAUUGUGCUGUGUUUACAACAACUUCCUUUUGGUUUGUUUUUUUUGUUUUUAUUAUUUUUUUAUUUGUACACUGUACCUUCGUUGGUUCCUGUGCUGUAGUAAAUGUUUAGCGAGCUCGGACUCCUGGGUAUUUUCGUAAAGUGUGAAGCAGGCCCCGCCCACAACCCCAAGUUUUAAUUUUUGAGUCCCUUUUUGUUUUGGUUUUUUUUGGUUUCUCUCUGUGUGUGUGUAUAAAAUAAAACAAAAAACAAGCUAAAACUAUUUAAAAGAGAGACUGGUACUACGAAACAAGAACCUGCCCGGAUCAAAUGAGUUUCUUUUGGUUAAAGCGGCACUAUGCAACAUUUUUUUCCACCUUUUUUUAGCACAAAAAAACUUCUCAAUCACACGUUUGCUUAUUUUAUUUUAAUAGUUGUCCUUUCUAAAUAUAAUAAUCGUUUGAGUGUUGCUUAGUAUGAAUCCUGCAAGAUUAAACGCAAUUGAAUCAAAAAAAUGCAAUCAGCAAAUCGAAAAAAAAAAAACAUUUUGAACUAAAAACAACAAAAUACACCGUUUUAUUUAGCUUAAAAACUGCUAAUCUUGUAGUUUACUUCUUUACAAACCUGUUUUGAAAUGUAAUUCUUGUCAUUUUUUUUGUUUUAGUUCAGAUUUCAGUCUUUUUUUCCAAUUCUUCUGGUGAACUUUGAAAAAAAUCCUGUCGUUAAAACCUAAAGUUGCACUCUGUAACUUUUCUGUAGAGGCCCUCAAACGCUUUUGUUUCCAUGGAGAUGUUAGUGCGUUAGUUUAAUGCCGUACUGUGGACAAUUUAAACCAAUCUGUCCAACUUUUAUCCAACUACGGCUGUUUUUAUCGCUCAAAAAUAUCUUCAAAAAACAUGAAUUCUUACCGUGGGUGGGCUCGCCUCUCCGCAAACUGACCCGUAAUUUGGCUCGCAAGUCUCCGUGGAGAUUCUCGAGUUUAUGGGCCAUACUGCGGAACAUUCAGAGCACAUCUCCAUGGAGACAAGACAACAGGACAAGUCGCACAGUGCACCUUUUAAUCGCAAAUCUACUCGCCAAAACAAUCGCAAUUUAUUUUUUUUUUUUUCGCAAAUCGUUGAGCUCUACUUUGGACUUUCGAUAAUUGAUUUACAUUUUUUGGUAAUUUGAACAUAUCGUUUUCAAAUCUAAUUUAAUAUUCGGCCUCGUUCACAACUGAAUUUCUUGGUAAUCGCCGAUUUCAGGCUUUAAAUCGGCUCGUAUUUGAGUUUUUUCACGCUUUAGUAUCGUUUUAUCUUCAGUAUAUUUGCGUCUUUUUAGUUUGCGUUUUAACGUUUUAAGCGCUAUGAACUCCAAGAACAAAAAAAAAAUCAAAAAUGAAGACAAAAUCUGAACUUUGAAAUUUAAAAUCUACUUAAAAAAAAAAAUAAAAAUCACUAAACAUAUCUCUUGUUUUGUAGUACCAGUCCCCACACACAGAGAAAUCCAGAAAUGCCCCCCACACAGGGAUAAAGUCUCUUCCCAGAAGCCUUUGCAGCUUCCGUUUUUAAGCACUAUAUUUUUCCGUGUUACGUUUUUGUUUUUGAUAACUCAGAGCUGCUUUUGUAUUCUUUUAACGGGGUCCUUUUAUUUUCAUGCAAGUGGUCCCCCCCCCCAUCCCCCCCAACAACCUCAUAUUGUGUAUCCCACCGACUUUUUGUAAAACAGAAAUCAGUUAUUUUUGUAUUUUUUAUUGUGGUGAAUAUGAUUGUAAGUUUUUUUUUUAAAUAAUUGUUUUUUUGUUUUUGUUUUGGAAGACUUCAUUCUUUAGCUUAGUUUGGAACCACGACGCACGGUUUUCGCUCGGUGCGGCGUUGCGGAGCGUUUACGUUGGCUCAGCGUCGUCAAUCAUAUCAACUUUUCAUAUCGUAGUUUUUGAAGAGUCUGAACAUGCAAAAAAAAAAAAAAAAAAGCUUCGAAAAUAGUCACGGUUUGUGUUUUUCUCCAUUUUAACCAACCCGCAGUGUGACUAUCCCUCUCCAUUAUAUUUUCGCUGGAUGGUGCUGAUCAAAUCUCUUCAAGCCGACGUAAACGAGCGUAAAAACGUCGCCGUACCGAGAAAAACCGUGCUGACGUCGUUGGUUCAAACUCUGCUAAACUAUUCAUUUCGUGGUGUCAUGCAUAGGUGAAAAGGGAGGAGCGUGUAUGUGUUUCAUCAUUCCAGUUUUAUAUCAAAAAUACUUCAGAGGGCCGACCGAGGGGGAUCGUGGGUAAUCUGCGCCCCCCCCUCCUCCGCGCCUCUUUCUGUUCAGUUGUUUUUCUUUGUGAAAAGAAUCUCCGGGCGGCUGCGAGGCCAUAACGUUUUGGGUGCCUUCCUUUGGGGAAAGAGUCUCUCUCUUCUGUGAAGAGGUCCAGGGCACAGGCCGCGCUACAGCGGAGUGUGUGUACGAGUGUUUGUGUGUGUACGAGUGUUUGUGUGUGUACGAGUGUUUGUGUGUGUACGAGUGUUUGUGUGUGUACGAGUGUUUGUGUGUGUACGAGUGUUUGUGUGUGUACGAGUGUUUGUGUGUGUACGAGUGUUUGUGUGUGUACGAGUGUUUGUGUGUGUACGUGUGUGUGUGAUUGUGUACUUACAGAGCAUCUCGAAAAAAUUUAGAAUAUCGUGAAAAAGUUCUGUAUUUUUUUUGUCUCAUUUUAGUCAAACCCGUAUGUUCUAGAACAGGGGUGCCCAAACUUUUUUCAUCAAGGGCCACAUCUGUAAACACAGAAGAAGCAGAGGAUGAUCGAGGGUCGAUCGAGGGCCGCAGACUGAUGCUCAGUACAGUGAAUAACUGAAAUAUGUGUUUAACACGUUAGAAUGAACCAUCAGGUAAAUAGUCACAUUUUUCUAUAGUACUUUUCCACCUUCAAGGCACACAAAGUGCUUUACAACUAGGAACCACUCACCCACUCACACACCAGUGAACACACACACUGUGGGCAAGGUGGGUUAAGUGUCUUGCCCAAGGACACAACGACAGCAUUCAUCCGUGGGAGCUGGAAUCACACCAGCCAACCUGUGGGUCAGUGGAUCUGACCGCUCAACCUGUGAUGUUUUAUGUCGAGAGCUGGAAUCAAACCGCCAACCUUCAGAUCAGUGGGCGAAUGUUCUACCAGCUGAGCUACUGAACUACCCCUUUAUUCAUGCAAAGAUCAACAAAACCACACACUAAAUAGUAAAUAUUUGCUUUAUCAAGGUAGACUUUCAAAAACCUUGCAGUAAAAAGUUAAUUUUAAUUGAUGCGAGGUAAUUUGAGCCAAUUCACCUGGAAGCCUGAGGGGCAAGAAAACUUUGUCUGAGGGCCGCAUUUGGCCCACGGGCCGUAGUUUGGACAUGCCUGUUCUAUAGAGUCAUGAAGCUUGAAAGUUUGAAAUAUCUGGGUUUGAUUUUCUCAUGAUUUUCUGAUGGCAAAAAAAUCUAGACCUUUUUCAUAAUCACAUUUUUUGAGAUGGUCUGUGUGUGUGUUUGUAUGAUUGUGUACUCGUGUGUGUGAUUGUGUACGUGUGUGUGUGUACUGUGUGUGUGUGAUUGUGUACGUGUGUGUGUGUGUGUGUGUGUGUGUGUGUGCGUGAGCGCGCGUGUGUUCACCUGGAGGCUGAAAAGACAAAAACAUGUGACGACUCUCACUAAAAUAAGACAAGAAUAAAGCCUAGGGCAUUAAAUGUGAA
Messenger RNA from Boleophthalmus pectinirostris (great blue-spotted mudskipper), 8995 nucleotides. Its product is annotated as enhancer of polycomb homolog 1-like. The record is from RefSeq and is a predicted model, not a curated record. Bases 306 to 2651 code for a protein of 781 amino acids. Lineage: Eukaryota; Metazoa; Chordata; Actinopteri; Gobiiformes; Gobiidae. Gene Ontology annotation, cellular component: piccolo histone acetyltransferase complex. Gene Ontology annotation, biological process: regulation of transcription by RNA polymerase II. The transcript is spliced from 14 exons.